AUGGACAUUCCGUUAUUGUUUGUGAAAAAUGCGUUUGACGCGCAUUGCUCAACCAUACAAGAAGCUAAUCAAAUGGCAAGAUCUGAACAAAAUCCACCAAUAUUCACUGCAACCACAACAAUUGCUGGACCAAACUUUAAUUGUUUGGAAAAUUAUAAAUUCGAGAUGAAUGAGAAUGGUGAAAUUAUAAAUCUGGUAAAAACUUUUUCGCAAAACGAAUUCAAGGGGAGAAAAGUUGUUCCAAUGAAUGUAAGUUUUUUUUAAUUAUUUUUAAAAAUUUUCAACCCUUACACACAACAAAUACAUGUCAAAAUCAAUUAAAGACACAAGAAACACUGCAAAAACAGAUUUCCCGCAAUUAUUUUCAAACGACAAAUGCAGAAUGUGCGCUCUAGCGACACACUGUGUGCAAACUCUUUCGAAAUUUCCGUCGGCUGAGCGAUUUCAAAAACAAUUAUUUUAUUUUUUUUCACUUUUGCUAGACUCAAAAUUUUUUCUUGAUUUUCAUGAAUUUCGAUUACUUGAAAGGUGUUGAGAAUGAAUAACAAACUCAAUUUCUGCUCAUUUCUAGGACCUCUUGUGUGUUUAAGAACAAACUGUUUCAUGUUUCUUCAAAAAAUAAAAUUUCCAGGAAUUCAACAAUCUUCAAUUCCCAAAUUCUACUGUUCAGUCUAUCAAUGUUCAAAAUUCCGUGCCAGAAUCAACCACAAAUAAUACGGAUUCAUCAGAAGUGGGAAUAGGCAAUAUUCCAAGCUGCAUAUUACCUGCUUUAUCUCAAAUGAACAGAGCCUCCAGUUGCUUGCAGACAAGUGAUACAAAACAAAACCAUGAAAAACCUUCUACAUCAAGUGUUCCUUCAAUUUUUGAUGGAAUUUCGAAUCUCUAUUCACCCCAUCUAAAAAAUCUUGAACAACUUUCUAACUCUCCAACGAAGAAUGGAAGGAAACCUGAUCAACCAGAAUCAGAACCAUCAACAUCAGCAAACAAUGUGAUGAAAAUGAAAAUGGACUCUCCACCAAAUAUUCAAUUGUUUCAUAAUAGUUUGUCACUUCCAAUAUUAAAUGCCCAAUACACUCCACCUACUAAAACUUUCUCUCAACAAAAAUCAUCAACCCCGGGAACAAUUUCUAAUGGGGAACCAAUUUUGGAUACAAACUUUCUGUUACCAAGUUUUGUAAGUACUAUUAUUUUUUAUUUAUUGUUCACAGUUCGAAAUUAUAUUUCAGAAUAACCUUGUUGCUAUUAAUCAUCAACACUAUUCUUAUCCAACAAAUCAAUCAGGAAACUACCCGACUGUAGAUCUCAUUGAAAACAAAUUAUCAAUUCCUAAAUAUAAACAAAAUCUUUCUACUGAUGUAGAAAAAACAUUCAAAGAACCAGUGGAACACAAAAUAUCAUUUGUUCCAUUCAAGAAAAAUAUUGAUCGGCCUGCUGAGAUCAUAACUAUUGAUGAUGAUGAAGAAGACAAGAGGAACGAAGUACCAAAUAUGGUAGUUGGAUAUGAACAUUAUUUGAAUCCUAUUACAAUUAGCAAAGAAGUUGAUGUCUAUGAAGAUUUGAAAUUUGUCAAAGGUAUGUUGAAUACAUUGAUCUCAAAUGAAAUAUUUGAUAUAUUUCAGAAUCAGAAUACUUGAUGUUGCACAAAUUGAUGGAAGAUAUAAAUCAUCCUGAUGGUAUCAUUGAUACAUUGAAGUGUCGUUUAUUCAUGAAAUUUCGAUCCGAGUUUUCGUUUCAAUAUAUUCCCAAUGAAAUUCUUCAAACCUGCAUUGAUAUUAUAUUACGCAAAGCACUUUCUCUUGUUGAUGGAUCUUUGAGACAUACAACAAUGACUGUUAGGUGCGAAUUUUAAUGCAAAAAAUUGUAUUAAUGAUAUAAUAUAAUUUUUUCAGUUUUCAUCAACCUUUCUUACCAAAUCUCAAACAGUCGUUUGAAGAUGUCACAUAUGAGUUUUUCAAUGGACCAUAUUUGGUCCAACAUAUUGAGAAAAUGCGUAGUACAAUUCCGAUGUUUCAUAUUAAUGAUAUGUUUUUUGUUCAAGUAGAUAUUGGAGAACAAAAAGAAAGAGGAAUCGUGAAAGGACAUAAAACACUAUUGAAAGCUGUAUGUAUCGGAAUUGCGUAUAUUGAUCAACUCGAUGGUCAAAAAGAAACCAAGGAUAUAUUUAUUGAACUUAUGACAUCUAAAGCUGCCCAAAAUAAAGCAGCAUUGCAGUUACAAAGAAAAUUAGGAGUUACCGAGCAUGAAGCAAACGGAAAUCUCAAAUUGAUCAGAAAAAUUAUAACUUCACUUCCUGAUAUCAAACUUACUGUAAUAUCCAGUAAAGGGCUACCGAGAAAUUAUAAUAAAUGCGGUGAAAAAAACAUCACUGUGUCCGAAGUUAAUGGAAGAUUCGACAUUUUGCUGCCAUCUUAA
This is a messenger RNA of Caenorhabditis angaria, 2412 nucleotides long. The record is from the annotation of a GenBank genome assembly. NCBI's taxonomy places the organism in Eukaryota, Metazoa, Nematoda, Chromadorea, Rhabditida, Rhabditidae.